Messenger RNA from Atta colombica, 2814 nucleotides. RefSeq lists its product as uncharacterized. Lineage: Eukaryota; Metazoa; Arthropoda; Insecta; Hymenoptera; Formicidae. Gene Ontology annotation, molecular function: transmembrane transporter activity. Bases 19 to 2814 code for a protein of 931 amino acids. Gene Ontology annotation, biological process: transmembrane transport. The record is from RefSeq and is a predicted model, not a curated record. The transcript has 10 exons. Gene Ontology annotation, cellular component: membrane.
CACAGUGAUAGCAAAGACAUGAAGAAAGUAUAUCUCGCUGCUAUAGCAGGAAAUCUAGGUUCGUUGUCAGUGGGUUUAAAUAUGGGAUGGGCAUCGCCAUCCAUGCCUUUAUUAAUAAAUGGUGAUGGUGCUGGAUAUCCCGUGCGUUUGAAUUUGCAAGAAAUCUCUUGGGUGACAUCUUUAUUUACUCUUGGUGCCGUCCCGGGUUGCAUUAUUUCCGCAUUAACAGUGAAUAUCAUCGGCAGAAAGAACACCAUGCUAUUUUCAGCUGUGCCUUCGGCAAUUGGUUGGUUGCUUAUAGUCUUCGCAACCUCAUCGCCGGAUCUAUAUAUAUCGAGGUUUUUAUCCGGACUGGCUAUGGGCAUGCAUGUUACAGUCAUGCCUAUGUAUUUGGGCGAGAUUUCGCCAGCAAACAUUCGCGGUUAUUUGGGAUCCAUGUUGAUAGUCGCUAUGAAACUUGGUGUUUUGAUUGAGUUCACAAUAGGUCCGUUUCUUUCAGUGAAAAAUCUUGCCUUUAUCUCUUUGGCGGCACCUUGUCUGUUCGUGGUCAUUUUUAUCUGGUUACCAGAAUCUCCGUACUAUUUGAUACGCUGCGACGCCAAGGAGAAAGCUAUAAACUCUCUUAUUCAAUUGAGAGGCAAAAAGGAUGUUUAUAAGGAGGCAGAUACCAUUGAGCAAUCUGUAAAAGUCGAUUUGGCUAACAAAGCUGGUUUUCGUGAACUCCUAUUUAUACCAGGAAAUCGCCGAGCUUUAACAACAUUGGUGUGUCUGGUCAUAUUUCAACAGUUGAGUGGCUCUCAAGCCCUGUUGCAGUACGCUCAAAUAAUUUUCGAUAAGAUGAACAGUAAUCUGGAAGGCAAAUACUUGACUAUAAUACUGGGCGCCAUGCAGCUAGUCUGCACGAUUGUCUGCAUGAUUAUCACUGAUUGCAGCGGCAGAAAGUUAUUAUUGACGAUCUCCGCUAUCGGUACAGCGUGCUCCACUGCCAUAGUCGCAACAUAUUUUCAUCUUCAAUACAAUCACGUGGAUAUCAGCAAUAUAACGUGGUUACCCGCUGUAGGCGUGAUCCUAUUCAUAGUCAUGUACGGCCUCGGUUUAUCAGUGUUACCGUACACCAUGGCUGGUGAAUUGUUUUCCAUGAAUGUGAAGGCCCUCGGCAAUAUGAUAGGCAUGAUGACGAUGACAAUCGUAGCGUUUGUCGUCACGAACUUAUAUCUGAUUAUAAGUGAAGGUGCCGGUGUGCAUACGCCGUUCUGGAUAUUUACCGCGUGCUGUUUUGUCGCUGCUAUAUUCACGUUUUUCUACGUACCUGAAACUAAAGGCAAAACGUUGGAACAAAUACAAAGAAAAUUGCAUAAUCCAUCGAAAUGUUAUAAAAAUAUUAAUAUUCCUCUUUUUACAUAUCGUCUGACGAUUAUAAUGAAGAAAUUAUAUCUCGCUGCUAUAGCAGGAAAUUUAGGUAUGCUGUCAGUGGCCUUCUUUGUCGGUUGGGCAUCGCCAUCUUUACCUUUAUUGCUACAUGGUGGUGAUGCUGAAUAUCCUGUACGUUUAAACUUAAAAGAAGCCUCUUGGGUGACAGCUUUACUUAGUAUUGGUGCCGCCGCAGGUAGCGUUAUUUCUGCAUUGAUUGUGAAUAUUAUCGGCAGGAAGAACACCAUGUUAUUUACGGUUGUACCCUCAAUAAUUGCCUGGUUGUUAAUAGUCUUCGCAACAUCAUCGUGGGAGCUAUACAUAUCGAGGUUUAUAUCCGGACUAGCUCUGGGCAUUAUUUCUAUGUCCACGUCGAUGUAUGUGAGCGAGAUUUCGCCGGCUGAUAUUCGCGGCAAUUUGGGAUCUAUACUGGCAGUCGCUGGGAAACUCGGUAUUUUGAUCGAGUUCACAAUAGGUCCAUUUCUUUCAGUGAGAAAUCUCGCCCUCGUCUCUUUGGUGGGACCAUGCCUGUUUCUGGUCACUUUUAUCUGGCUACCGGAAUCCCCAUAUCACUUGAUGCGUUGCAACACCAAGCAAAAAGCCAUAAACUCUCUUGUUCAAUUAAGAGGCAAAGAGGAUGUUUAUAAGGAGGCAGACAGUAUUGAGCAAUUUGUAAAAGACGAUUUGGCUAAUAAAGCUGGUAUCCAUGAACUCCUAUUUAUCCCAGGAAAUCGCAGAGCCCUAAUAACGUUGCUGUGCCUGGCCUUAGUUCAACAGUUGAGCGGUUCUCAAGCCGUAAUGCAGUAUGCUCAAUUAAUAUUUGAUGAGAUGGAUGGUAAUCUAGAGGGUAAAUACUUGACUAUGAUAUUGGGCGUCAUGCAACUAAUUUGCGCGAUCGUCAGCAUGUUCAUCACCGAUUGUAGCGGCAGGAAAUCAUGGCUGAUGAUCUCCACUAUCGGUUCUGCAUGCUCUACCGCUAUGGUUGCAACAUACUUUCAUCUUCAGUACUAUCACAUGGAUACCAGCAAUAUAAUAUGGUUGCCCGCCAUUGGCGUGAUCUUAUAUAGAGUCAUGUUUAGCCUGGGUUUGGGGGUGUUACCCUUCACUAUGGGCGGCGAAUUGUUUCCCAUGAACGUAAAGGCUCUCGGCAUUAUGAUAGGCAUAAUGACAAUCCAUAUCACAGCCUUUGUCGUGGAGAGUCUGUAUCUGGUUGUAAGCGAAAGUACCGGUAUGCAUACGCCAUUCUGGAUAUUCACCAUGUGCAGCCUUGCUGGUGCUUUAUUCACAAUUUUCUAUAUACCUGAAACCAAAGGCAGGACGCUAGAGCAGAUACAAAAAAAAUUGCACGGCUCGUCAAAACAAGAAGAACUUAAGAAUGAAGUAUUUUCAAGUGUUAAUAUUUGA